AUGAUUGAAGAGGGUACCAACCGAAAGAUCUUCUAUCUGGUUACCACGAAAGCUUCGUAUCAGAAACCGAAUAACGAGGACGUCUGGAGCGCUUUGUGCUCUCUUACAGAAGUGUUGCUUGCCGAGGACCUGAGAAAACUGGCAAUCCUAAGCUGGUAUGUGGACUGGACAACCUGGACUGCAGAAUCAUCCGAAGCAUGCUUGAGGUAG
Molecule: messenger RNA, 210 nt
Organism: Acanthoscelides obtectus
Lineage: Eukaryota; Metazoa; Arthropoda; Insecta; Coleoptera; Chrysomelidae
Source: the annotation of a GenBank genome assembly